This is a messenger RNA of Nymphaea colorata (pocket water lily), 2437 nucleotides long. Its product is annotated as polyadenylate-binding protein-interacting protein 7-like. The record is from RefSeq and is a predicted model, not a curated record. NCBI's taxonomy places the organism in Eukaryota, Viridiplantae, Streptophyta, Magnoliopsida, Nymphaeales, Nymphaeaceae. The coding region runs from base 404 to 2137 and encodes 577 amino acids. The transcript has 6 exons.
CGGAGUGAGAGGAGGGGAAGGAGAUGGGGUUUCUCAUAUGAGGCCUCCCUGCCUCUCUGCUGUUGGUGGGCAGGGAAGGUGAGGGGUCUUCGAAGCGGAGCAAGAUUUUAGGGUUUUUGGAGGGGGGAAGAUCGUUCGAGGUCCUGAAUCCCUAAGGUUGCUUCUCUUAAUUUGUCAGAGAAAAUUUCUCCGUCUUCUCUCCUUUGGGCAAUUCGCUGAUGGAUGUUCUUCCUUGGUUCAUCUACACUGCAAUCACUUUUCUGAUUGAGCUGCGGAAAGUGCUUGUUUUCCAGGCCUGGGUUAGAAGAUUUUGGCUACUUUCAUCUUUACCUUUUCAGGAGCGUUCUUUUCUCUUGUUGUUGUAUGUGCAAUACAGUUAUAUGUGUCGUUAUCAGAAUUAAGAAUGAACUUGUCUUCUAAGGAUCUUCAGGGUAGCGCAAGCACCAAGCUUAGUGUGUUAAACAAAUCUACAGCUUUAAAUCCAAAUGCUGCAGAAUUUGUUCCUUCUGCGCUUAGGAUUUCUUCUGGAAGCAUUAAUCAUCUUGAUGUAUCAAAGGUUGGUGGGUCUGGUAGCUCAGGCAAGGCAGUUUUAGACCGAAAUGAUUCCACUAUUUCAAGUAAGUCUGAUGAAGAGGCCCACCAGUACUGGCGCCGCCAACUUCCUGAUGAUAUUACUCCGGAUUUCAAGUUUAUGGCUGGGGAUGAGCAGCCAGGGCCUAGUGAGAUCUCACUAGCUGGUUUGUCAUUGCAUGAUGGCAUGGAUUUGUCUAGGUUUUCUUCAUCAAUGAGUAGCAGUCAAUUGCUGAGCAAGGCACGGGAAAUUUCUUUGCAUGGGGUUGAUGAUAAAAGCGACAAUGAGAAUAUGUUGUUCUAUGUUCCUGCAUAUGGAAAAGAACAGUCAUCAUCAGCUUUGUUAACUUUGCCAAGUAAUCCAUGGGACAAACAGUUGCUGAAUAACAAUCAGCAUUUGAGCAAAGGAAGGGAAGAACUUGCUUUAAUAGGGGAUUCGAGUGCUGGGUUCUCAAACGGCUUUCUGAGUGAACAUGUGGGGCUUGAUGACAGCUUUCCUAACCAUUUGACAUUCCUGGCUAAAGAAUUUCCUGGUUUUGCUGCAGAAAGCCUCGCGGGGGUUUACUAUGCCAGUGGAUGUGAUUUGAACUCUACUAUUGAGAUGCUUACACAGCUUGAGGUUCAGGGGGAUGCUGGGCUUAAUCAAAAUAUCAGUUCUAAAACCUUCUCAGCUCCAAAUCUCAGCACCCUUGACUUUUCUGCUCUUUCAGUAGCAGAUUCUCAGAACGACCUACAAAAGUAUGCUGGGGAUGAUAUUGUGCAACCUGUCAACCCCUACAGGUCAAUCGAAAAUGAAAGUUUCCUUUCUGGGAAAUCUAGUUUUUCUGGAACAUCCAGAAAUGCAACAAAUUUUGCAUCAGUGGUACAGAAACUUGCCUCACCAGAGUCUGGUCAUUGGAAGUAUGAAGGAAAUGGUUCAUCUGAGGUGAGUAUAGGCACAAGUAGAACUUCCCAGCAUCUAUCUAACUCCAUUACUGGAAACAGUAGAUCCCUAAAUGGCGGCAGAUUGCAGAAUUAUGGCAUGGGGCACAGAGCUCCUAUCUGGCUUGAUACUGGAGAUGUAAUGGCGAAUAUGUAUUCAGAGCUUAGGGAAGAAGUUCAGGAUCAUGCACAUGUCCGGAAUGCUUACUUUGACCAGGCAAGGCAGGCAUAUCUUAUUGGAGACAGAGCCUUGGCAAAAGAGCUGAGUGUAAAGGGGCAAUUGCACAAUAUGCAUAUGAAGGCUGCUCAUGGGAAAGCCAGAGAAUCUAUUUUCCAGCAGAGAAAUCCUUCUGCUUCUAACAUCCAAGGCUAUGUUAAAGGCCAAGAGCGCAUGAUCGAUUUGAAUGGCUUGCAUGUAAAUGAAGCCAUACAUGUUCUCAAGCAUGAGCUAAGCAUUGUCAGAAACACUGCAAGAACAGCAUCUCAACGCCUGCAAGUGUACAUUUGUGUGGGAAACGGGCACCAAACCAAAGGAUCUCGCACUCCUGCUAGGCUGCCAAUUGCAGUCGAGAGAUACCUGCUUGAAGAAGAAGGCCUGGAGUAUAGUGAGCCGCAGCCAGGACUGCUGCGAGUUGUUAUAUAUUGACGCACUGUAAGGUAUAGGAAGAGUCACUCAUUCCAUUCUUGUAAUUGUGUACAUGAGGAAAAAGGUUACAAAAACCAAAGCUACCUGGUAGAUGGAAAAAGAAAAAAGGAAUUCUGUUUAAAGGUGACUACAUGUCACAUUUUGGAUUCUUUCUUGUGGGGGUGCAUGUAGCCCCUUUCUCAUACUUCAUAUUCUGUACGGGAUGUAAAUUCUGCCUCCGUCUUCUGGAGCCUGUUGCUUAAAUCUGACGAUCCAUGUCUUCCAUAUUCGUUGAUUUAAUGCUCAUUUUGGCAAGCUUAA